CAGGCGGGAGGGGAGCUCCGAACCCGGCUCGCCAGCAGAGCGCGCCCCGGGGGGCUGACAGCCCCACACCCCGCCAUGCCGCGCCCCCAGAGCCCGCGCCACCUGCCGCCGCCGCCGCCGCUACUGCUGCUGCUGCUGCCGCUGCUGCUCGGGGCAGGAGACCCCCUCCCUGCAGAGGGCCGGCUCAUCAACAGCUGUAUCCAGGCCAGGAGGAAGUGCCUGGCUGAUCCCAUGUGCGGUGCUGCCUACCAGCAUCUGAAUUCCUGCAGGUCUAACAUGAGUACCUCAUUGCUACCAGAGGAGUCUUCUGUCCCGGAGAGCUGCCUGGAAGCAGCACAGCCCCUCAAGAAUAGUUCUCUGAUGAGCUGCAUGUGCCACCGACAGAUGAAGAAUCAAACUUUCUGCCUGGAUAUCUACUGGACCGUCCAUCCCGCCCGCAGCCUUGGUGACUACGAGCUGGAUGUCUCACCGUAUGAAGACACAGUGACCCGAAAGCCCUGGAAAGUAAAUAUGAGCAAACUGAACAUGCUCAAACCAGACUCGGACCCUUGCCUCAAGUUCGCUAUGCUGUGUACCCUGAACUCGAAGUGUGACCGGCUGCGUCGGGCCUAUGGAGAUGCGUGCUCCUGGCCCCACUGCCAGCGUGAUGCUUGCCAGCGCCAGCUGCGCCUCUUCUUUGAGAAGGCGCCCCCUCACCUCGCUGAGGGGCUCCUGCUGUGCCCGUGCCAGCCCACAGACCAGGGCUGCGGCAAGCGCCGGCGCCACACUAUCGCCCCCAGCUGCGCGCUGCCCACUGAGGUCCCCAACUGCCUGGAUCUCCGUAAACUCUGCCUCUUGGAACCUCUGUGCAGGUCACGCCUGGCAGACUUCCAGACCCACUGCCGUCCCAUGGGCAUCUUACGGACCUGCGCGACACAGUCAUCCCGGUGUCUGCGAGCGUACCUGGGACUGAUCGGGACUAUCCUGACCCCCAACUACAUCAGCAGUGUCAACACCAGCGUGGCCUUAAGCUGCACAUGUCGUGGGAGUGGCAACCAGCAGGAGGAGUGUGAGCAGCUGGAGGGGGCCUUUUCCCGCAACCCCUGCCUCAUAAACGCCAUCAGGGAUAAGAUGCGCGUACACAUCCGGCUCUUCUCCCUGAACUGGGUUGACCCUGAGAGUCCAGCGAUGGAGAGCAAGGCUAUCAACCCUGCCGUGAGGCUGCAGCCCUUGCUGCCCUCUCUUUCCUCCUGCAGCCUUCUCUGGACCUUGCUCUGGAGCCUCUGGUAG
This is a messenger RNA of Sorex fumeus (smoky shrew), 1269 nucleotides long. RefSeq names its product GDNF family receptor alpha 3 (gene GFRA3). NCBI's taxonomy places the organism in Eukaryota, Metazoa, Chordata, Mammalia, Eulipotyphla, Soricidae. Gene Ontology annotation, biological process: nervous system development. The transcript is spliced from 8 exons. Gene Ontology annotation, cellular component: signaling receptor complex; external side of plasma membrane. The coding region runs from base 76 to 1269 and encodes 397 amino acids. The record is from RefSeq and is a predicted model, not a curated record. Gene Ontology annotation, molecular function: signaling receptor activity.